Messenger RNA from Lasiodiplodia theobromae, 1236 nucleotides. Its product is annotated as Chitin-binding domain 3 protein. The coding region runs from base 1 to 1236 and encodes 411 amino acids. NCBI's taxonomy places the organism in Eukaryota, Fungi, Ascomycota, Dothideomycetes, Botryosphaeriales, Botryosphaeriaceae. The record is from RefSeq and is a predicted model, not a curated record. The transcript has a single exon.
AUGGCUCCUAUGCUCCGCGGAAUGGGCGUUGCUGCCCUCGCUGCCCUGCCGCUGGCCAGCGCCCACAUCAGCAUGAAGCACCCCGUGCCCUUCGACACCAUCUCGCUGCAGCAGGACCGCAGCCCGCUCACCCCGGAGCAGUACCCCUGCAAGUUCCAGACCUACUCGGCGACGGAGCGCACUGAGCUCGCCGUCGGCCAGCAGUACACUCUGGACUUCUACCCCGGCAACGACGCUGAGAUUGCCGCCAUUGGCAGCACCCAGGGCGCCGCCGUGCACGACGGUGGUUCGUGCCAGCUGUCCAUCACCUACGACAAGGCUCCCACCGCCAAGUCCGUGUUCAAGGUCUUCCACUCGAUCCAGGGCGGCUGCCCCGGCUACAACCAGAAGACGUCGAGCUUCCAGUACUCGAUCCCCAAGGACCUGGUCAACGGCGAGGCCAUCCUGGCCUGGACCUGGUUCCCCGUCUCCAGCUACGCGCCCGAGAUGUACAUGAACUGCGCGCCCGUCACCAUCUCGGGCGCCUCUGACGACACCUCUGCCUUCGACGAGCUCCCCGACAUCUUCGUCGCCAACCUGGGCUACAGCACCUUCGACGCCGGCCUCAGCUCGGUCAACUCGUUCCUGCAGAGCACCGUCACCCAGGCCAGCCUGCUCGCCCAGGGCCAGCUGCCGCAGUGCCUCACCCAGGGCGAGCACGUCCUCGAGUUCCCCAACCCGGGCACGAGCCUCGCCACCGGCGGCUCCGACGUCCUGUACGGCGGCCUGGCCAAGCCGCAGGGCCAGUGCGCCGGCAGCAGCAGCAAGUCUGGCGCCUCCUCUUCCGGCUCCUCCUCCUCCUCCUCGCAGCAGUCCUCCUCCUCUGCUUCCUCCUCCACCACUGUCGCCAAGACCUCCUCCGCCGCCGGCAUCUUCGCCGAGGCCCCCUCGUCCGCUCCCGCCGUCGCCGCCGCUCCCGCCGCCGUCACCUCCGCCGCCCAGGAGGUCGCUACCUCCGCCGUCCAGGCCACCACCCUCGUCACCAAGGUCCAGACCUCGGCCGCCGCUGCCGCUCCUGCCGCCACUCAGGUCGCUGGUGUUGGUGAGGCCAACUCCUCUUGCACCGACGCCAACGACGGCCAGGUCAUCUGCAACGGCGAGUCGCAGUACGGUCUGUGCAACCGCGGCUACGUCUACUUCCAGGACGUCGCUGCCGGCAUGGUCUGCAAGAACGGCAAGGUCGUUGGUGCCCAGUAA